Molecule: messenger RNA, 3971 nt
Organism: Paralichthys olivaceus (Japanese flounder)
Lineage: Eukaryota; Metazoa; Chordata; Actinopteri; Pleuronectiformes; Paralichthyidae
Gene: klhl43
Product: kelch-like family member 43
Cellular component (GO): nucleus; cytoplasm
Molecular function (GO): protein binding
Source: RefSeq, a predicted model, not a curated record
GGUGGGGGUCCAAUCAUACGUCACAGCUUUGGUUGGGACCCUGAUCUCUUCCCCUCUGAUUCUGACACACACCUACACACACACACACACAUAUACACACACACACAGCACUCCGACAGAGGACGGAGGGACGAGGCAAAGAGGAACCAGGGACAGAACAACAAAGAAAAAGAAAGAAGGUAGAACAGAAUCCAAAGAGAGAAGACGAGAAAGCAAAAGACGAGAAGAAGAGCAGGAACCAGGGAGGAUAAAGAGGUGCUGUGUGCUGUGUUGAAGCGAAACCACCAACGAAAUCUCAAACAAACCAAAACACCAGUUUGUCCAUCAGACUGUUUCUUCUGCUCCGAAGAAGACAAAGACAACACGUAGCUACGACAUCCAGCCGACAGCUUAUUUCUCUGUUAUAGAAGUGAACCAGAGUCUCUGUCUGUCAACUCAGCAAAUUAAUUUACAGUCAAACAUUUGCUGAAGUUAAUUCAGAGUAAAACUCAAACGAUGGCCCCCAAGAAGAAGGCCCCUCGUCAGAAGAAGCCGGCCAUGGAAACCAUCUCUCAGGUGAUGGAGACCACCACAAACCAGCUGAAGGUGGAGAGCCUGGGCGAUGGAGUGGUGGUGGUGGAGAGCGGCGUGAAGAAGAUCGAGCAGAUGGCGGCGCUGGACAUCGCUCAGCUGAACAGCCUCAACCUGCCGCUGCCGCUGCCCGUCAUCAAGCCCGGAGAGAGGGGCCUGGGCCUGGGCAGCGAGCUGACACGACCCCUGCAUGGUAACGCCGUGCUGGAGGAGCUCAGCAAGAUGCGACAGGAGAAGUUCCUGACUGACCUGGAGUUGGCCUGUAAGACAAAGGCCUUCGACGUCCACAAACUCGUCAUCUCGUCUGUCAGUCAGUACUUCAGAGAGAUUCUGGCCAAAGAUCCCAGCAUGAAGCGUCUGGAGCUGCCGUCGCUCUCCCCUCUGGGCCUGGCCAACGUCAUCACCUUCGCCUAUCUGGGUCGCGUCCACAUGUCCCUCUACACCAUCGGCUGCACCGUCUCCGCCGCCGCCACCCUCCAGAUCCCCCAGCUCCUCAAGAUGUGCAUGGACUUCCUGCUGGCCGAGCUCAACGUCCAGACCUGCGUCUACAUCUGGAACAUCGCCGCCGCCUACAGCCUGCCGCCGGUGUGCGACGCCGCCCGCCGCUUCGUCCUGGAGAACUUUGUGCAGUUUUCCGAGACGCCGCUGUUCACCCAGCUGACCCUGGAGCAGAUCUCUGCCUUCCUGCAGGACGACUUGCUGGUGCUGCCCUCGGAGGUCAUGGCCUUCCAGCUCGCCAUGAAGUGGCUCGACUUCGAUGCCUCUCGUCAAACUCACGCCGCCGAGCUCCUGGGUCACGUUCGUCUUGAGACGAUCCCGGCCAGCGAGCUGGUGAGUCAGAUCCAGCCGGUGCCCCGCAUGAUGCUGGACCCUCAGUGUCACCGCCUGUUGGUUGACGCCAUGAACUACCACCUGCUGCCCUACCAGCAGAACUCCCUGCAGUCCCGACGCACGCAGGUUCGAGUGGGUCAGCAGACUCUGCUCACCAUCGGAGGCCGUCCGUCCCUCACCGAGAGGGCUCUCAGCCGGGAGGUGCUGUGGAGGGACCCUCGUGAGGGAGGAGCCUCCUGGCGUCACCUCACCCAGCUGCCGGCGAAGAGCUUCAACCAGUGUGUGGCUGUGAUGGACGGGUUCCUGUACGUGGCCGGAGGAGAGGACCAGAAUGACGCCCGCAACCAGGCCAAACACGCCGUCAGCACGCUCAGCAGAUACGACCCUCGCUUCAACACCUGGCUCCACCUGGCCAGCAUGCGCCAGCGCCGUACCCACUUCUCUCUGGCUGCCAGCGGCGGCCGCCUCUUCGCCAUCGGAGGCCGCAACGUGGAGGGUCUGCUGGCCACCACCGAGAGCUACCUGCCCUCCUCCAACACCUGGCAGAUGCGUGCGCCCAUGGAGGUGCCCCGCUGCUGCCACUCCAGUGCCACCCUGCCAUCCGGGGACAUCCUGGUGACCGGUGGGUACAUCAACUGCGCCUACUCCCGCUCUGUGGCCUGCUACAACAUGGAGACCGAUACCUGGACCGAGAAGGCCUCCCUGGAGACUCCCCGUGGCUGGCACUGCUCCACCACCCUUGGAGGGAAGGUGUACGUGGUGGGAGGCAGCCAGCUGGGGCCUGGUGGAGAGAGGGUGGAUGUUGUCUCCGUGGAGGUCUUCUCUCCGGAGAGUGGAGCGUGGGGCCGGACCGCCCCUCUCCUGCUCGGCGUCAGCACCGCUGGCCUGUCCCCACUGGCCGACAAGCUGUACCUGUUGGGAGGCUGGAACGAGGCGGAGAAGCGGUACAAGGCGGCCGUCCAGAAGUACGACCCCGCCACUGACAGCUGGUCCAUGGCCGAGGAUCUGCCCGAACCCACAGUGGGAGUGUCCUGCUGCACCCUGACCCUGCCACCGCGCCACGCACCGCGUCGCCAGCAGCACCGCAACACCCCGACCAGCGAGGAGCAGCAGCAGGCCGCGAAGAACCGCAGCAGAGAGAGCAGCGUGGCCCCCUCACAAAGCAUCACAGCAUAGAGACAUGGAGCCAGAGAGAGACUCGAGGAGAGGGGGGGAGGGGUUCAACCUCAGGAGAACAUCUGGAUUAGAGCUGCAACCAAUGAUUAGUCACAGUCUGGGUUAAAAGAUUGAUUUAGUCGGUUAACUGUUAACCAAGAAUAAAAAGAGAAUCCGUUUAAAAUGAACAACAGAGACAAACAACAUAUUCCAGCUUUAACCAGACAAGAAUUAACAUUUUCAGUGUUUUCCUCAAAAGAAUGAAAGACUUGAUUAAUCUGAACGGUUGCUGAUGAUUGUUUUGUUGAUCGAUUAAUCGUUUACUGCUCUAAUCUGGAUCAUGUCUGCUCUUUCUUCUGUUCAGGCCCACAAGGAAAACAAUCAGAAAAAUAUCAUCAGAAUUUAUCAUGAAUCCUUCCUGGAAAAGUGAUGAAGUUAAAAUCAGUCUAAUUCCAGAUGUGAGCAGCGUCAGAGCUGCCAGACAGAAAAGAGAGCCUGCAUGAUCCACAGAGAUCUCAGGGGGUUUCCACGGUGAAGGGAACCAGACGAGAAAGAGGUGGAAGAGGGAUGAGAGGCGGGUUGGAGCAGGUGAAGGUGGGGAGGUGAUGGAUGGAGGAGGAGGGAAAGAUGGGAACUGUGGCUGUUUGUAAUUGAGCGGGUUCGGGUUGAACAAACAUCGAGAUGACUGUGAAUCCACUGGUGGUUCGUGUACAAAGAUGUAUCUAAGUGUGUGUGUGUGUGUGUGAGGCUGUGAAGAAAAGUGCGACUGUGUGUGUGUGUGUGUGUGAACUGGGUGAAUGACAGGAGUGUGUGGGUGCAACAGGAAAUGAGCCAACAACAACAAAAAAGGUCUCUCUUCAACAAACUGAAAAUAUUUCUCACGAGAAAAAGCAGUAGUGAAGAAACCUUUAAUUUAUUUAACGUCUGUCAGAAGUAGUGAAGCUUGAUUGUGACAAAAAAAGAAAAAAAAAAAGUAGAGGUAGUUCUUAAAAAACAAACAUUUUAUAAAUGCAAUGAGAUUAAUUUGGAGGAGGGCAACAACACAGUUGAGGAUUAAAAAAAACAUACAAGCAUCUUCGCUCCAUCCCAAAUUUUAGCUUCUCUAAGAAACCAACAAGAUUAAAAAUAUAUUUUUUAAAAAUGUAGAAGAAAAAACCGACAGAGGAAAUAGAAAUGUGCGAAGUCACCCGUGUUUGUGCGUUAAACCUUUUGCCUCCUGCAGAAUUUUUACUGAAACUAAGACAAAGCGACCACCUGAAGAACCAGUGAGACUCCAGCAGGUGGAGCUGUCGAGCAAACAGUUAUUGAUAACUAUCAUCGAUGGGGCUAGUGUGGCUCCUCUGAUCGGCUCAGGCCCUCUGUAUUGGUUUCCAUGUCUGUGGUUUCACUGAAUAAAGCCAAUCCAACCAAAACAU